Molecule: messenger RNA, 1776 nt
Organism: Ectocarpus sp. CCAP 1310/34
Lineage: Eukaryota; Phaeophyceae; Ectocarpales; Ectocarpaceae
Source: the annotation of a GenBank genome assembly
GAGGAAGGCAGCAGCAGGUAGGGGGGAAAGAGGGAAGCAAGGCGAAAGCACAUACCAACGCGAGGGCCAGGAAGAAGCUGAAGACAUCAUGAUUCCUCGUGUGCUUGGUUUCAUUGUGUGUGGAGCCUGCGCCGCUUCUGCCUUCGUUGCCCCCUCCGUGCUUCGAUCACAGCAGCAGCAUGGCGAUACACCUUCACGAUACAGCAGCCGAAGCAGCUCCGUGGGCCAUCGCCGGGAGGCGAUGUCGAUGGGAGGGGAGCCGCAGUCCCGCCGAAAUGUCAUUGCAGGCAAGGGGGUGGGAAAGUCGGUGGCGGCUGCCGUGGGCGUGACGACGCUAGCGUCGGCGUCAGUCCCGGACGAAGCCGCGGCGUUCGGGCCUAUCAAGAUGGAGCUCACGGAGCCGGAGUACGCCUCGGUCGUGUGCCCGCCAAAAACGCAGGUCCCAGGGGAAAAGGCGGGAGCGGGACUUAAGCCAGUCUGCGUAAAGGUGACGGUUACGGCGAACAACCCGAGCCCGAAGGAGGUGGUGGACGCGGCGGUCUUCGGGUUCGUGUUCGACGAGGACUCGACGUCGGUGGUGGCAAACAACCCCGAUGGUGCAUCUGACGCCGGCCAGUUCGCCAUCAUCGACAAGAUCCCCAAGGGCAGCAGCCGAGUCUCCUUCCAGUUUGUGGCCGCCAUCGAGCCCGACGAGGACUUCAGCCUGAAAAAGCUCAAGUUCAAGUCCCUGAAGGCAAUUUCGUAUGCGGGGGGGCAGCAGUACGGAGCGAUCACGGAGUGCGAGAUGAACCCUCUGGCGGCAGAGUGCGACUUCGACUAAAAUCCCUGCCGACGUUUUGUUCCUUUCAAAGGGGUUGACUGCGUUCAUAGUAUCAUGGCACAUCUCAACUACAGCACAGUAGAUCGUGGAUGAGCGCAGAUUAGAUGGGAGGUUACAGGCUAGAGCUUAUUUUGGAUGACUAGUUAGAGGAAGGUGGGGAUAUAGGGUAGAGCUAGUCCCUGGGUGUUGGUGGGAUGUUGAAGAUGGUGUUCCAGGUUGUUGCUUCAUGGUGAUAGGUCGGUGAGGUAUUAUUACCGCUGGACCACUUCCGGCUGGGGGAUGCUACCCCUUGAGUGAUGUCGUUGCUACGAGCCCGUAUUGCGUGUACGAAAGCAGCCUUAGUUUUUCAUUUCGAUGUGCGUGCCUUUUGAGACAGCUAAGACGGCCAAUUAUAACCUCAGGAGCCGGCGUGAGCGGAUGCACUGCUUGCCAUGUGCACAUCAAGAGUGACUGCUGAACGAAAAUACACAAUGUGAUAUUGGUGGUGCUCUUCCCCCGAGGCAUUUCCUUGCGCCCCGUUCUCUGGGUCGCUCCCUUCUUUCGCGUAGUGUCUCGCUCGAGCGUGGUUCAAGUACUUGCACAUCUGAUAGAACGAAGGGGAGGGUAACAAAUGUGAGGCGAGAGGAUCAGCUAUGGGGGGAACGACGCCCACAAUUUAUUGCGGUUCAUUGUCAAACGCAAGAGCUUCGAGACAUUCUCUCGGUGUUUCUUUGCCGCCCUUUUUUCGUGCUGGCUUUUGCGUCAUACUGCGUUCUGCUUAAUCCUCGCCGUCGUUCCGUGAUUGAUGGUGCAUCGGCACGCGGUACGGCAUUGUAUUUGAUUGCAACUCCACCAGGAUGCGACGAGGUCGUUCUAGAAAUUCGACAAUUAUUUUUCGUGACAGCAACUUUCUACGCGUGCGUACAGGGGGGUUAGACUUGCCGAGACACCCGUCGUGAUGACAACCUCGUCCUCCA